AUGGCGGCGGGAUUUGGUGCCAUCCCUGGGGCUUAUUCCUGGAAGAGAGGUGUUGCGACAUUCCUCUUGUGCUUCGCCAUCAUUGGCCUUUCUGUGCCACAGUUGGGCCGAACAGUGCAUGUGUUGAUUGAAUCAGAAGAAGCGACAUGGGUUUCGCGCUAUUAUGGACAGGUGGCUCUAUGGCCAACCGGCGCAAUCACUAAGCCGCAGCAUCUCCUUAUCGUGUACGAUGGCGUGUCAGUGAUGCGAUUACCGUGCAAGGAUCAUCCCACUAGUGCCCCCGUGCCUGGCACGGGUAGUGCAUCGUCAGUUGUGAGAAAUACUAUAGUUUCUUUUGGGGAAAGCACUCAUAUUUAUGCACUGGAAAGCUGCAGUGACGCUUCCUUAGGCGGAAGGCGAGUGAUGCACCAAAUCACUAUGCUGGGGGCGAACAGCCGGUUGCAAAACGUUACGGUACGCUGCGGGCCGCUUGCAGCUGGCCAAAACGAUACUGAUAAUUCUGUCACUACUUGCAUGAACUUGGCUUUUGAUACGGUUUUGGUGAAUGUGAACUUGGAACUGUACAACAACAGUGGCCACCCUAUUUCUAGACAGAGCAUCCAUCGUGCAGACAGCUGCUCUGAUGUUGGGAAACAAUUACAUUCCCUCACUCAGCUACAUCUUGGAACGAAAGAGCCGCUACUGACCUGUUUUCCCCGGGUAGGCAGCCACGAAAUGUUGCAGCUGCUGGAGGACUCUCGAGUUAUCCCUAUCAUUCUUAAGAAAAAGGUACCAUGUUCUCUUCGAUGGCUCUGGUACAUGCCAGGGAUAUUGCGGAGCAUACACUCACGGCUGGCUUACAUUGCCGAGUAUAUUGUGACCCCCUACACUGGCGUGGCCGUGGCUUGGCUCUCUGACUUAUCUGUCACCACCACAUCGUACGCAAUACGAAAGAUCGGGCCGUACGCCAUGCAUAGGGCGGAAGACGCGAGGAUGGUGAUGACAGGCGUUUACUGUGCUGCGGCGAGGGCUGUGAAUAUGACCUUCUGCAGCACUGCCAACAAGAAGUACACCAGUGAUCGGCGAUACCUGCUGGGUGUUCAGAUCGUCAACACUACGAACGAUGCCGUGCGCUUCGCGCUGGACGCGGUAGAUAUUGUGCCAGGUCUUUGGACCGCAUUUGUCUUCGCGUGGCGUUUGGAGUGGGCACUCACUAUGUACUGCCUGCGGGCGAUGAAGCUAGUCGCUGUAGCUGUGUUAGUGAAAAUUCUGCUGCCUUUUGUACAGGUGGUAGACUUCACGGUGCGUUUCCUCGUCGCCACGGCCGUCAACAUCGGGCCGUUGCUCUCCGAGGUGGUUGGUCUGUCGAGGCUCAGCAGGGCCCUCGGCAAUGCCGCUAUUUACUUGUGGCAUUUAGAGGUGCAGUGGAUCAUCGUGGAAUCAAGGAUGCUGUGGGAGCAACUUUGUAAUCUGCGCACGUGGGCUGUCACAGUGUUGGUACUCGGCUUUAGAGGUGUAGGCGCGAUCUAUGGGUGGAUAUCGCUCGGUUUGGGGAUUUACACCACUACGACGCUUUCCGCACAUGUCUUUGUGACAUUAAUUCAGACAGUGCUCAUAUUGGUUGCCAUGCGCAAUGAGCUGCUUGACAUCGCCACACGUGAGCGUGAGAGGUACCCUGCCUUCAUAAAACAGUAUGCAGGCGGGGCGUACGUCAUCAUGCUAAUGACUUUUGCAAAGGUGCACUCUGUAGCCACGUUUCGCUACGCUGGGGCACAUUGUACGGUGCUAUUUAUGUUGAUUGGGCUCUCGGUGCUUCCUCUUUUGUCAAAGAUAUACAGAAUAACCCUGUACGCGGGUUAUCCGUGCAUAUCGUCGUACGUGUGUCUCGAGUUUUUUACUAAGACUCCAAGGCGGGUUGACGUUAUCUGGCUGUCGCUAGCCAAGGGUGUGUUAAUCGUCCUCAUUGAUUGCACCAUUGGCAACUUUGUGAGGCACCUUCUGCGAGAAGUGGCUCUCUUCUUCACGGGUGUGCUUCUCUUGCUUGGCGCGCUGUGGGUGCGGCAACGAGGACUGCACUUUCGAUUCCUCAACGCGCAACAGCCCAUGUUGCUUCAAAACACCAGCAGUGGAGGUAACAACAUCGGCGCCGUCGCUGGCGAGCAGGUGGCUUUGUCAGAGAGGGAGGAGGUUCCACCAGUUGUUGGUGGGUGA
This is a messenger RNA of Trypanosoma grayi, 2190 nucleotides long. RefSeq lists its product as hypothetical. Lineage: Eukaryota; Euglenozoa; Kinetoplastea; Trypanosomatida; Trypanosomatidae. The transcript has a single exon. The record is from RefSeq and is a predicted model, not a curated record. The coding region runs from base 1 to 2190 and encodes 729 amino acids.